Molecule: messenger RNA, 924 nt
Organism: Daucus carota subsp. sativus
Lineage: Eukaryota; Viridiplantae; Streptophyta; Magnoliopsida; Apiales; Apiaceae
Product: F-box/kelch-repeat protein At3g06240-like
Exons: 2
Coding region: 1-924 (307 amino acids)
Molecular function (GO): protein binding
Source: RefSeq, a predicted model, not a curated record
AUGUCUGCAACAUCGUUUGAUGAUCUUCCUCCUCAAACAAUCAUCGAAAUCCUCUUAAGACUGCCUGUGAAAGACCUUGUGAGGUCAACUUCAGUCAACAAAACAUGGGAGUUGUAUCUUUGGAAUCCUUAUGUUAAGCGACAUAGAGUACUUGUUUCGAGUUGUUAUAAGAAGCAUCUGAAUAACCUGGAAACGACGUGUGCUUUGGGGAUGGGUUUUGACAAGCUCAUGAAUGAUUACAAAAUUGUAAGGAUUAUUUAUGUUGAGGAUGACCAGGGGGAGCUGUUGGGUGAUGUAGCUACUAAGGUUGAAAUUUUUAGCCUGACGGAGAACGUAUGGAGGAAGAUUAAAAACCCUGGAGUUCCACGACUAGAUAUUGAAGAUGGGGUUUUCGUUGAUGGUUGUUAUUACUGGUUCGAAAGAAACUAUGCCAUAGUUGACGACACCAGUACUUGUCAUGGUCACAAACUGAGGAUAAUGUCCUUCGAUUUUCAUUCUGAGCUGUUUGGGGAAUUUAACCUCCCCGAUGAUCUUUCCCAAAUUUUGGCAAGAAAUCCCAUAAAUAAGCUUAUGCGGUUUGAGGAUUCACUUGCUCUUUGUGUUCUAGACGAACCACUAAAUAAGGGGGACUCUGGUCUUCCUUAUUGUAUAUGGUUGAUGAGACAAGAAAAUGGUGUGGUCACCUGGACUCUGCGUUUUAGAUAUGUACUUGAAGAGUGUGGGUAUCCUUUAGCCAUUACCAAGAACGGGACCCUAGUAAUAGAGUUAUUUUGCUCAAAGAACCCCGGUUUGGCAACCAUUGUCUUUUGUAACCAGAGCAUGAUUCAUCAAGAUCAUGGAUUUGGUGAAUGUGUGGGUCCAGUAGAGAUUUCAACAUCGGUUUUAAUCUUUCUACUGUCGACACUUCCUUUCGAGAGAGUUUAA